This is a messenger RNA of Phalaenopsis equestris, 1554 nucleotides long. RefSeq lists its product as uncharacterized. Bases 329 to 1051 code for a protein of 240 amino acids. The record is from RefSeq and is a predicted model, not a curated record. The transcript has 2 exons. NCBI's taxonomy places the organism in Eukaryota, Viridiplantae, Streptophyta, Magnoliopsida, Asparagales, Orchidaceae.
UACAACGACAUGCUUGGCAAACAAGAAAACGUGAAAGCCGCUCCCCAACCACCAAAUGCCUUUCCUUUCUCGUCUUGGUCCCUACAAGCUCGCGCCACCGCUCCCCCAAAAUAUUUUUCACUUGUGAAUCCGUUUUCUUCCCCGCCUUCUCUUACGCUAUACCGUUACUACUGAUUGUUCGUUGUCUUCCUUUCCUUUGUUGAGUUAUUGCCAGGAAACGAAUCAAAAUCAGAGCAAAAAACCCUAAUUUUUUUAUUUUCUCAUUUCUUUCUUCUUCAUUUUAAGAGCUCUGCAAAUUAAGGAAGUUUUGAUACUGCCGGCGAUCAUCAUGGUUUGGUCUCCUCAAUCUGCCGCUAUUGCCUACCUCGAUACCGUAAAGCUGUGCAAAGAAGUGAAAGAGCCAAGCAGUCCAAUUGAACCAGAAAGCACUCAGUUCCUAUCAGCUCUGGCCGCCGGCAUGAGCGCCCAACACAUCGUCGAAGUAUCUCCACAAGCAUCUCAAUCCACGGUGGCGCUCGCCGUCGCCGCCCGGCAAACCGGCGGCCGACUCGUCUGCAUCCUCCCUCAGCCGGAGUCUCUGGUUGAAUCAAAACAAGUCAUUGAGGAUUCCGGCCUCACAGACAUAGUAGAAUUCAAGGUAGGCGAUCCCUACAAACUGUUGCCAGAGUGCGAGAAUGUGGACUUCUCCGUAGUGGAUUGCAAGUCCGAAUCCUACACAGGCCUGCUCAAGCUGCUGGACAUGAAUCCCACCAAGUCUGUUGUGGUGGCCAAUAACUUGGUGGGGGAUAAAUCAGGGCUGGGAGGGGAGCUGCAGAGUGUGCAGAACAAGAGUGAUGUGAGGUCUGCGAAGCAUCCUAUUGGGAAGGGCAUGGAGGUGACGAUGAUUGGGAAAAGCGCUGAAUUUGCUGCGAAGGAUGCGAGGGGUUGGAGGCAUGAGAGGAAGGGGAGGGGAGGUUCGAGGAGGAGGGGAAGCAGAAAGAGUUCAUGGGUGAUGAAGGUGGACGAGGUUAGUGGUGAGGAGCAUCUCUUCAGAAUUCCACAGUCCAUCUAAUUACUCUGUUUAAUCUGAUAUUUAUGAUAUUUAUGUGUUAAUUACACGAUUAGACUGUGUUAUGAGGCCAUGAGCAUGGCUGAAUUAUAAUAACUGUUGUAAUGUACUUGUUUUUGCCUGAGAGGAGGUUGUUGAGAGAUUUAGAUGAAAGAGGAAGAGAAAUUUUGAAGGAUUGGAAGGCAAGUUCUUGGCUUUUUCAAUCACUGCUAUUGUGGUUUACAGUUGUGUAUUAAAGAUUGGAUUUUUAUUUUGCAGUAUGGAGUGAUUUGAGAUGAAUCAUGUAAGAAUGAUGAUAUGUUACUGAUUCACGUUGUAGUUGUUGUCGUUGAGAGAAUGGAAGUUGUUCCAUCUCUCUGAAGGAUUUGAGCUGAUAAAAUGGGACAGUUUUCUUGAGUUAAAAAAGGGUGGCCGGCUAGUUUUUGAGAAAUUAUUGUGUGUUACGUGAUCGCACGCACGAACGGCCAAUCAGUUGGGAGAGUACAUCACAACAACUUCAUCUAUCU